AUGGAGAUUAUGUACUCUGAUAAAGGCAUAAUUUUACAUCAGCUGAAAUAUGAACUUGAGUUUCUGAAGAGAUUUGAGAUGCUGAAUUGUAAAGUUGUUGUCACAUCUGCUGAUACAAGUCAGAAAUUGGAUUUUGAUUCUGAUGGUGAUGAUGCAUAUGCGACAAUGUUCAAGCAGUUGGUAGGUUCUCUGAGAUAUUUGUGUAAUACCAUACCUGAUAUUUGCUAUGCAGUUGGAAUGGUGAGUAGGCUUAUGAGUAUACCAAAGUGGUCUCAUUACCAAGCUGCUGUCAGAAUUAUGAGGUAUAUAAAGGAAACUCUGAAGUAUGGAGUUUUGUUCCCUUCUGGUGUUGAAACUGACUCUGAACUUUUGAGUUACUCAGAUUCUGAUUGGUGUAGGGACAUAGUUGAUAGAAGAAGUACUUCUGGAUACUUGUUUAAGUUUAUGGAAAGAUCUGAAGAUCAAAAUAAACAAGCCUUUGAAGUUGAUGAUUGA
Messenger RNA from Lathyrus oleraceus (garden pea), 495 nucleotides. RefSeq names its product secreted RxLR effector protein 161-like. The transcript is spliced from 2 exons. The record is from RefSeq and is a predicted model, not a curated record. Bases 1 to 495 code for a protein of 164 amino acids. NCBI's taxonomy places the organism in Eukaryota, Viridiplantae, Streptophyta, Magnoliopsida, Fabales, Fabaceae.